Peronospora matthiolae is the source of this 759-nucleotide messenger RNA. The record is from the annotation of a GenBank genome assembly. Lineage: Eukaryota; Oomycota; Peronosporomycetes; Peronosporales; Peronosporaceae.
AUGGGCGUCGAUCCGAAUACCAGCAGCGUAACCAGGUCAACAGUCGAAAAGGAGAACGAUCUCGAGGUUCCGUGCCACAUCGCAGUUAUCAUCGAUGGUAACCGCCGCUAUGGCAAGAACAAGUACGACUCGAGUACUCGAGGCCACUCGGAUGGAACCAAGACCGUGAUGAAGUUCACCGAUUGGUGCAUUGAUGCGGGUGUGAAAGUCCUUACGGUCUUUGCCUUUUCCACCGAAAACUGGAAGCGCGAGAAAAGUGAAGUGGACACGCUUAUGAAGCUCAUUGACGGGUUCAUCCAUGAUACUCUGGGUGAAGCUCUCACCCGCAACGUUCGAGUGCGCAUGCUUGCCUCCGACAGAAGCAAGCUGCCGGCAUUCCUUGUUGAGUCAUUUGAUGUGGUCGAGGCCAAGACGCGGCAUUGCAACGCGUUCCAUGUCAACCUUUGUGUCAGCUACGGAGCUCGCGAUGAAAUCGUAGGGGCAUGCAAGAAAAUUGCUGCCGAGGUGGUGCAGGGUAAGACGGCUAUCGACGACAUCAACGAGGAUCUACUCAGCAACUGUAUGCUUACAGCUGGCUUGCCAGACCCGGACAUUGUGAUACGUACAUCAGGAGAGCUUCGCAUUAGCAAUUUCUUGCUUUUCCAGAUCGCCUACGCAGAGCUCAUUUUCAUGGACAAGUUCUGGCCAGAGGUGACCCGCGAAGAUUUGCACGAGGUUAUCGUGGAGUUUAACCGCCGCAAGCGCCGUUUUGGCAAGUGA